Messenger RNA from Juglans microcarpa x Juglans regia, 776 nucleotides. Its product is annotated as 40S ribosomal protein S17-3-like. The record is from RefSeq and is a predicted model, not a curated record. Bases 177 to 611 code for a protein of 144 amino acids. Gene Ontology annotation, biological process: translation. Gene Ontology annotation, molecular function: structural constituent of ribosome. Gene Ontology annotation, cellular component: ribosome. NCBI's taxonomy places the organism in Eukaryota, Viridiplantae, Streptophyta, Magnoliopsida, Fagales, Juglandaceae. The transcript has 2 exons.
UGAAUAACAAUUUAGUGACCUUUUUGAAAACCCUAACGCUUAUAUCUUACCCUUCGCUUCCUUUAAGCCCCCCCAGCUAUCUCCCUCAGCAGCCGCGCAGUGUCCUCUAGGCUCUCUCGCCCCAUCCGAGUCUCUUCCCGCGGCUUUUUUGUAUUCGGAACAGUUAAGUCUCUAAAAUGGGUCGUGUUCGUACCAAGACUGUGAAGAAGUCCUCCCGCCAGGUGAUUGAGAGGUACUACUCAAAGAUGACCUUGGACUUCCACACAAACAAGAAGAUCUUGGAGGAGGUUGCCAUCAUUCCCUCGAAGCGUCUUCGUAACAAGAUUGCUGGCUUCUCUACCCACCUGAUGAAGCGGAUUCAGAAGGGCCCAGUUCGUGGCAUCUCACUGAAGCUGCAAGAAGAAGAGCGUGAGCGUCGUAUGGACUUUGUGCCCGAUGAAUCUGCUAUCAAGACUGAUGAAAUUAAGGUUGAUAAGGAGACACUUGACAUGCUUGCUGCUCUUGGCAUGUCUGAUAUCCCUGGGCUUGUUGAGGCUGAACUACAGCCUGUUAUUCCUGCACAAGUGUUUGGUCGUGGUGCAGGUGGUGCUGGUGGACCUAGGAGGUACUGAGGUGGUUGAGUCUGUGAUUUUUAGAACCGAUAUCUUAGCUUCUAUUGAACCACUGGAUUCCUUUUUUUUUUUUUUUUUUUUUGCUAAAUUUGAUAUUUUGAUGCCAAUGACAAAGUGAACUGGUGUUAAUUUUGGUUAUGAAUGGGGUGUUUAGAUGUUUUCGAA